Molecule: messenger RNA, 2093 nt
Organism: Pseudophryne corroboree (corroboree frog)
Lineage: Eukaryota; Metazoa; Chordata; Amphibia; Anura; Myobatrachidae
Product: HAUS augmin-like complex subunit 3
Exons: 6
Coding region: 273-2039 (588 amino acids)
Biological process (GO): centrosome cycle; spindle assembly
Cellular component (GO): HAUS complex; mitotic spindle; centrosome
Source: RefSeq, a predicted model, not a curated record
AGUGCAUUUGUAGCCUGCACAUUGUGGAGACGGCCAUUUUGUGGGCUGAACCAACAUCAUGAGAGUACAGUCUGUCAGUUCACAUUGAUCCUGUUGGAACUGGAAGUAAUUGCUGAGCUUGGAGGAUCCCAAGCAAACAAAUUGAGUCUUUAAUUUCCUCACAGGUGGAAGUUAAUUAAUCUAGCACAGCCAGAAAAGAAGUCAAACGUAAAACAAACCAAAGAGUCCUUAUAAAACAGGACUCUUCGAAAAGCCACAUUUAAAGGAACAUAAUGUCAAACCAUCUAAAGCCACCCCACGCAGCAGGUCUCUCUCGCCAGAGAUCCACCUGCUUUCUCCUGGAUCCACCCCGUGUGCAAGGGUCGGAUUUUGUGGAUAUGCUUCGUCUUAUUGGUUACCCAGGUGCACAUGAUCUUAAGGGUGAGGAUUUUGAUUGGCUUUGUGAAGGUAAUGAAGAGGCAGAGCUGUUCCUGGGAUGGCUCUGUGGAGCUGUGGACCAGCAUAAUUCUCUAAGCAGUGAGCAACUGGAGGCCUACAAUGCUCUCCUCAGCUCUGGCCAGCCACUUUUAGAAGCAGAUGAGCUGGAGAACCUCUGCAAAGGGGGAAGUGAGAAUGAAGGUGAAUGGGAUAUAAAGGAAACAAGGGAGGAACUGGAGGCUGAGCUUCAGAGUUUGCGGACACUGAAGACAAAUCGACUGCAGUCGCGCAACAAGAUAGAAUCCUUGGGGCUGACCUUACUCUGCAGUCGGCUGUCAUUGGAGAAGCUGGAGAAGGAAUUGGAACGAAGUCUAAAUCGCACCAAGCAAGACCUGUCCACCGUGAACUCAAGGAGCAAUUCUGCUUUGUUGAGACUUCGAGUGAUGGUGACAGAACUUGGGGACUAUCAUUCCAACCAGUCUACUCAGAGCAUAUUUCUCUCUUCGCUCGACUUGGAGGGGUACGUAAGGCUUGAGGAUACCUGCUGGAAGCAGGUGGAAGAGAUUGCCAAAGGAGUGUUUACUGCUAGAGAGGGAGAUCUGGAUCAAGGAAGGAAAAUGCAGCAAGAGAUGCAGAAAGAAAGUGAGAGGGUGCGAACCGCGUGGGCGUCUCAGAGAAUGCAGCUAAGCCUCGCGCUUGGAGACCUGAAUGGAAAUAAGGAGGCAUUAGCCUGGCUGGACAGGAACGCAGGAGAGCAGGUGUGGGAUCCGCUGCGUGUGCCUCUACUGGAGAGGGAGGUUCAGUCAUUGGAGGCAGAAGUGGAAGCCCUGCAGAACCAGAGACUUCCUGCGCUGGUGUGCGUAGCCUCCAUCGGCCCGUGCCUGCCUGCGCUCCAGGAAUGGCUGAACACCGAGAAGCAGAGGCUGGCACAGGUGGACCAAACCCAAGCUCCAGUGGCGGAGGCCAUUCUCUAUCAGCUGUCCCGUCUGCAGCUAGUGGAGCUGGGCCUACAGGCUGAGAUGCGGGAACACUGCCAAACUGAGAGGGAUCUUCGAGCGCUGAAAAUGGAGAUGGCCAGCAGGUCGAGUGAGCUUGGAAAGAGGCUUGGGACAAAGGACCUGCGGGGGUCACCUCAGUGGCUGACCCCCCUACGCGUUGAGAGCAAAGACCACACGGCGGUCAGGCUCUCCAUGAUGCUGGAGAACCCAUCCAGACAAAAAGAGUUGUUUCCCAAAUAUGAAGCCUUACAGCGCCAGGCUGCAUCUCUUGUGCAGGAGCUGGUAUCGCUGAGCGGCGUUUGCCACGGUUCUCUCCCGCAAACCACGAAUCUGGAAAGGGAUUGCGAAGAGCUUCACCACUCUCUAUGCCGAGGGACAAGGAACCUGCAGCUGCGAGACCCAAACCUCACACUUGCUUUUGAAACCCUCUCCUCUUGCGUCUCCCAGUUUAACCAGUGGUGUCUGGACUGUUUGCGGGAUCUGGAACGCAAGAAGCUUUCCAUUCACACGUCUCCUCUAGCGCAAGGUAGACAGCUUUAUCUCUUCUUCUACCAGGACCCCGCUCGGCUUGCCGACAUCGUUCAGGACCUUGAGCAACGUGUGAGGGACUCGUGUUCUGAUUAAUUCCAAUAGCUCUUAUUCUGUUUUGUUUGUACUGAAAUAAAUGCAGCAAUCACA